GAAGCUCCGCCCAGGGAGUUGCGACAACUUCCGGUCAGCGAAGAGAUGGAACCUGGCGGCCAGGACAUCAACCUUAACUCUCCUAACAAAGGUUUGCUGUCAGACACCAUGACCGACGUUCCCGUGGACCAGACAGGAUGUCGAGUGCCAGCUGAUGCCGCAGGGGCAGGGCUACCAGAGGGUUUGACAGAUGCUGAAGUCGAGGAGCUGCAGGCUGACCUGGCCAAGGUAGAGGAGGAAAUCCUUACCCUGCGCCAGGUUCUUGCUGCCAAGGAGCGCCAUUCAGCGGAGCUGAAAAGAAAGUUGGGGCAGACCACCCUCAACCAGCUGAAGGCUAACCUGUCUAAGGGCCUGCAUGAAGUGCAGAUGUCCACUGCUUAUGUAAAAACCUCAGAGAAAUUCGGAGAGUGGAACGAGAAAGUGACUCAGUCUGACGUUUAUGUAAAAACCUCAGAGAAAUUCGGAGAGUGGAACGAGAAAGUGACUCAGUCUGACGUAUACAAGAAGACUCAAGAAACCCUGUCCACCGCCGGACAGAAAACGUCCGCAGCGCUCUCUAACGUCGGCUCCGUCAUUUCCCGAAAGCUGGGAGAUAUGAGGGCCCUCCCUUUCUCUCAGUCUUUUAGCAGCUACUCAAUCCGUCACUCCAUAAGCAUGCCUGCAAUGAGGAACUCCGCCACCUUCAAAUCCUUUGAAGAGCGUGUGGUGGGUGUAAAGCCCCGGGUGUCAACUGACAGCAAUGAAGAGAAUGGAAGCCAGAGAUUACACUCACCGGACCAGUCACAGGAUUCCGCCCCAUUCUAG
Staurois parvus is the source of this 804-nucleotide messenger RNA. The record is from the annotation of a GenBank genome assembly. NCBI's taxonomy places the organism in Eukaryota, Metazoa, Chordata, Amphibia, Anura, Ranidae.